AUGUCGUCCUCCAUCCCUCAUAACCGCGUCUUUCGGUCUCCAAAGAACAUCUCCAAGAUCAAGAAGUCCAGCUGGGUGCAAGUGGGGUUUCGCAAAGAAUCUUACAUGAAACAAAUCGAGAGUUUGUAUUGGGAUGGAGUGAAACAGGAAUUGCGACUUAUACUGUUGACGUUGAAGAAGUUGCAAGAGCCGAAGUUCUGCUCAAUCUAUAGGCAAGAGAAAGAACAGAACGAAUGUCUAUAUGGAUUUGAAACAUUCGUAGACCAAGUCAGUCGCAAAUCGCGUGCAUUUGCGGACACUUAUUGUAGGUUUCCGAACUUUGGCCUUGCCCUAAAAAAAAGAAAAUGGCUGUCUUCGCAACAAUGGUUGUCUACUUACGAAGAUGCUUUGUAUGACAAGAUUUGCUCUGAUGAAGCAGACCGUGAUGGUGCUGCUUUGAAAGAGGCAAUUAAAACGAGAAUACAAGAAGCAGCAGACAAAGAUGGUCUGAAUGCGACCGAAAAUCUUGCUAGGAUGCUUCUUCAGAGUAUUGAAGGUUUUCUUGACAUUGAAAAGAUUAUUGAGCACCGACCCCCGCUUAAGCAUCUCAGAUUCUGGAAAAGGCCAGCUAUCCCGCAAAUGUCGCUUGAUAAUAUCUCAGACGACUUGAGCCUCGAAUUCAAACCACAAAAUUGUGCCGAGUGCCUAGAACCUAUCCGCGGCAGUAUGUUCAUGCAUCAACCUCCAUCAAAUGCAGAUGAGCAUUCAGAAAACCAGAAGCUUGUAUGCGAAGAGUGUUAUCGAAGCACACACUACGGUGACAAGUCCUAUACCAAGGUCUUCAAGCACUGCAUAUUAUCGCAUGCAUUGAGCAGUGAUCUGAGUCAACGGAUAUGUGACUGUCCUGAGGUCCCACGAAUUGACAUUGGAGGCCACCCCAGGAAGCUAUUUCCGGUUGGUGCGCGGGAAAAGCAUGUCAACUUAGGGAACCGCAAGUGCGGAUUGCUCAAAGUGAAUGCACGUCUUGCGCAUGCAAAGUUUCUCACACUACGAGGCCGUAACUUCAACCGAACACGCACAACAAGGCUAAAGACUUUCUUUGACUUUAGACCACACCUCAAGCCCAGGACCAAGGAAAGAGACAAAGAUAAUAAAGAAAAUGGCCGAAGAGAAGAUGGAGAGGCCGACUGGGAAGAUAUUUUGAAAGAAGACGUAGACCUUGAUUCUUUUAGCACAGCAUUCGGUGUAACGGAUAUGCAGCAGGCGGACAAAGAAAUUCCUUUCUACCUUCGGAAAUACGCUCAGAGAUAUCCCUUCGGCAAUGUUCAUAUGGCACUACGUAUCGGUCCGUUGAUAGUCGAAAAUGGAGUGGCAAAUACUAAAAGCGGAGCUGUGAUUUCCUUGAGAGAUUCUCCACACUUUUUCUCAGCCACCGAACCCAAGUCUGAACGUAUUCUCGCUGUAGAGUCAACGAUUCCUCGAUUUCUUUAUCAACAAAAUAAAAUCAAAAACGCGCAUCCAAAACGGAUCAAGGCCGUUAUGAAACAAGUCGUCGGGGUCCCAUUUAUGGGCAUUUCCAAUGUUAAAAUGGAGAAUCGGAUUAUCAAAGAACUCGUCUCGGCCAGCCAAAGCGGGUUCGAUGAUCUUGGUCUUUCCAGGGCCGAACAACAGCAAUUUCUUGACCAGGUCCUUGGAACCCUCAUCGAUUCCCUAAAAGAGUUGAUGGGGUGGAGGCUUGAAGUAUACCUAGACAGCCUAGUGAGGACACUUCGACACCCUCGCACUAAGCUUCGAUGGGAUGUCCAAAGCAACAACUGUCAGAAUUUCUGCAAUUCACUGAUCGAUUAUGAGCUGUUUGCCCCACUUGUUGACCAAGUGGAAUUUAGUGGAGCAAAAAAGGCCGACACUGCUAGCACAGCACCACUUUAUCUUAUGAGCUUUGUAUGUCGGCCAAAUGCAUAUGACAAGUUCAACAACACAGACAUCCAGUCCAAGUUCGACGUUCCGAAUGGCCUCACUGAAGAAUACGUUCUGAAGUAUCGUUACGGACUACACGAGGACUCUGACAUUGUCGAUAGUCUUCAGGAGUACUGGCACGACUGGGGUGCUUUUGGCAAGCACCUCUACCGAUUUCAAGAUCUUUUCCCUUGGGACUGUAGUGAAGCCUUUGGUCGCAAUCCAGUGAAAUGUGGCAAUUGUAACAUUUCAAAACACGUCUGGGCCUUUCCAUUCGACUCAUGGUCUAUUAUCUCACUCCAUCUUGGGAGGGACCGGGUGUUAUACUCCUCCCAAGACUCUGAGAAAGCGACGCAAAUAUCAGACAUAGAGUGGUAUCACAACAGGAUGACACUACUAAGAGCAGGUGACGUCCUCGCUUCAUCCGCUGUCGCAAUGGCUUGCAACAAAGGCUUCCGAAAAACCACAAAGUGGCUUCAUGAGCAAGCAAGCCCACGAAAUGACCGCUUAAAGCUCGGGGGGAUCCAUCGAGCACAGCCCUGGAGUAACUGCUUCUACAGCGGUGGCUACAAUCAUUUUUUUACCGCCGCUUGGGCACAUUGGAAACGCGAGGACCAGAUAAUGGCAUACGAACGGCUGCGCAACUUCCGAAUGGCGAUGCUUGAUGUCGGUGUACCGCCGCAGAGAAAUGAUCCAGGCCGCUACAUUGUCUUUAGAAGGGGUCGUGCACCUGGCAUGUCUGGUGACCCUACACCUGGUCCGUCGUGUAGUGCCGCUGGAGCUUGCGUCAGCGAAAGUUUUGAUAGUAGCGGAGAGGGAAAUACCAGUAGUUGUCUUGCUGACGGUGGUUGUUCAGCCUUUAGUUGUGGUGCUGGAGGAGCAGACAGUACGGGAGGAGGUUGUGGUGGUGGAGGGUGCGGUGGUAGUGGAGGAUGCGCAGGUGGCGGAGCGGGCGGAGAUGGCGGAGGCUCUGCAGGAGCCUUUGGGGGGAUAUCUGCUGGCUGCGGAGGUGGGAGUGUUGGCUGCGGAGGUGGAGGUGGAGGCUUCGGAGGUGGAGGUGGAGGUGGCGGAGGAUGUUGA
Molecule: messenger RNA, 3015 nt
Organism: Aplosporella prunicola CBS 121167
Lineage: Eukaryota; Fungi; Ascomycota; Dothideomycetes; Botryosphaeriales; Aplosporellaceae
Exons: 5
Coding region: 1-3015 (1004 amino acids)
Source: RefSeq, a predicted model, not a curated record